Molecule: messenger RNA, 348 nt
Organism: Danaus chrysippus (African queen)
Lineage: Eukaryota; Metazoa; Arthropoda; Insecta; Lepidoptera; Nymphalidae
Source: the annotation of a GenBank genome assembly
UUGAAUCACUUCACACGGUCGGCGGUCGGCUGGCUUCAGACGGCAGAGAGCGAGCGCGAGUUACUCCAUCAGCGACCGCGACGAGCCGCUCCACCAGCUGGACGGCGACUGCGGCCCGCGCAGGCCGCACCCCGCACCCCUCACACCCCCCCGCACCCUUCACACACACCCCCGCACCCCUCACACCCUCCAGAUACAGAUCAAUUCACAGCCUCACUGUGUGCCGUCCCUCCGCCACGGACACGCGCCUCGUCUCUGAAUGAACCGUCUAAAAGACUGACAUUACACAAAGAGCUCCUCGAGAACAACGAGUUUCACUUGAACAUUGAUAGAAACACGCUUCAGUGA